AUUCUUUUUUAACGAUCACUCUUUCUGAUAAUCCGCCAAACUAAACCUCAAUGUCAACUAAUCUAAUAAGUACUGCCAUAAAUAAUUAACCCAAAAAUUUUAAGAAGAUUUAAUUUACCAAUCUUCUUUGGCACGUCUUCCUAUUCCCAUUCUUGUUUGCGGGAUCUUGGAUACUUUCAAAACCUCUUUAUCUUGAAUAACAACUAUUGGUUGCGGGAUCUUUAGGAGAUGUGGACUUCCAUUGCUAAUUUGAAGGAAAAUUUGAAUAAGAUAACGCUUGACGUGCACAGGGACGACGACGAAGAACUCGAGAUCUACGGUUCGGAGAAUGGGCGCCAUUCGACUUUCUCCGAUAGACGGAAUUCUCAUACAUUUGCACACUCAAAGCCUGUUUCCUUCUCUCCUCUCGCCAGUGGAAUUGAUUCGCCGUUCAAUUCCGAGAUUGGAAGACACAGAGCAGAAAUUAAGAAGCUUCAGGAAUCUGAGGCAGAAAUUAAGGCCUUAUCAGUCAAUUAUGCUGCUUUAUUAAAAGAAAAAGAGGAGCAAAUUUUCAGACUGAACCAAGAGAAUGGCUCAUUGAAACAAAAUUUGAAUGCAACAAAUGCGGCUCCGAGUGCCGCUAGAAGUGAAAUUUCCAAAGUAUCAAAUAAUGGAAUUAAUGCACUCAAGGGAAACGCUGAUCAGUCAGCAAACCGACAGCAUAAGUCAACCAAUUUAGUGAAAAACUGUUAUGCUGGAAACCAAAUGUCCAAUGGUCUUAGCUCUAAACAUGAUGGAAAAGAAAAGGAGCUUGCAGAUUUGCUGGAAGAAAAAACUAGGUCCCUGGAGGCCAUUCAAGCUAGUCAUGAAUCACAAAUAAAGCAAUUCAAGAUGGAACUUGAAAAAGAGCAUGAUAAAUUAGUGAACGUACAGAUAAGAUUACAAGAGGAGCACAAGCAGAAUGAGUCUUUUCAGGAGGAGCUUAAGUUACUGAAAUCAGACAAGGAUAAACGCUCUGCAGAGUUGAGCAAAAUAUGCAAUGAAUCGAAUAAGAAAACAAUAGAAAUAAAUUGUCUACAAAAGGAGUUGAAUAGAUGGAAGGAUGAAAGUUCUGAUGAUUCAAUGGAGAAUAUGAAAAGAUUGGUUGCCACCUUGGAGAAGGAAAACACUCAUCUUAAGAUGAUGAAGAAUGAAUUGGAGGCUGCUCUGGAAAGUAGCAAGAAAGCUUCAACUGACAAGAUUGAUCCCAUUCCUUCAGAGAAUCUGGUGUUCCAUUUUAUCAAAAUUUUUUAAAGUGUAUACCAGAAGGUAGAUUCACCUGGAAGUUCUCCCGGAAAGAAAGAAACAGAACUAUCAUUGCAGAAAUUGGAAAAAGAUCUGAAAGAAACAUGCUGUGAAAGGGACAGAGCUUUGCAAGAACUGACUCGUCUUAAGCAGCAUUUGUUAGAAAAGGCAACUGAAGAAUCGGAAAAAAUGGAUGAAGAUAGCAAAGUUAUUGAAGAACUUCGUGAGAGAAAUGAAUAUCAAAGAGCUCAAGUUGCACAUUUGGAGAAAGCCCUGAACAUGGCAAUGGCAAAUCAGGAGGAAGUUAAGCUGAUGAAUAACAAUGAAAUUCAGAAGUCAAAGGAAAUUAUUGAUAAUCUGAAUAAGAAACUUACGAACUGUAUGAGAACAAUAGAUGCAAAAGAUGUUGAGCUACUAAAUCUUCAAACUGCCCUAGGUCAGUACUAUGCUGAACUUGAAGCCAAGGAACAUUUGGAGCGAGAUUUGGCUCUGGCAACAGAAGAAUCAGCUAGACUUACAGGUCUUCUGAAUGAUGCAGAUGAACAUGCAGAAUUCUCAAAGAGGGAGAAGGAAGAAAUUCUGACAAAGCUUUCACAAACUGAAAGAAUGCUAGCAGAAGGGAAAAUCAGAGUAAACAAGCUCGAGGAAGAUAAUGGAAAGCUAAGGCAUGCUCUCGAGCAGAGCAUGACAAGGCUUAACAGAAUGUCAAUGGACUCUGAUUUUCUUGUUGACAGGCGUAUCGUGAUCAAACUACUUGUGACCUACUUCCAGAGAAACCACAGCAAAGAGGUUCUGGAUCUUAUGGUCCGGAUGCUGGGAUUCUCUGAUGAAGACAAGCAGAGGAUAGGUGUUGCUCAACAUGGUCCUGGCAAAGGAAUUGUUCGGGGUGUUUUGGGUCUACCUGGUCAUUUGGUUGGUGGCAUUUUGGGUGGCAGUCCAGCUAACACACUGACAAAUAUGGCCUCUGAUAACCAGUCUAUUGCAGAUCUGUGGGUUGAUUUUUUGCUUAAGGAAACUGAAGAAAGAAAAAAGAGGGAAUCUGUAGAAGAUGUCAGUAGAUCCAGGGAAGACCUUCAUGAAAGAAAUCCGAACACUGCAGGACCCAGUUCAUUUGUAUCUGAACAAACAACUGCUGUUUCUGAUGUCUCGAGAUCUAGUUUCUCUCUAAGCCCUUUACCAUCACAAGGAAGUUUUCAGCAACUUGAACAUUCUGAUUCUGAAUUCUCAACUGUUCCCCUCACCUAAUCAGAGAGUAGCACUCGUCUAUCAAGACUACUGCCAAAAUACUGAAGUUUUUUAUUGGAUGAUGUAAUUAUUCAAAGGUAUAGUUCUUUAUCCAUGCUGUAGCCAUGAUCAAACUCACUUCCAUCAAUUCUUUCAUAUACUUGAAAUGAGAAGAUAUCCUAACAUUGUUCAGUGCUCCAUGCAUAAA
Gossypium arboreum is the source of this 2695-nucleotide messenger RNA. Its product is annotated as golgin candidate 3-like. The transcript is spliced from 15 exons. Gene Ontology annotation, cellular component: Golgi apparatus. The record is from RefSeq and is a predicted model, not a curated record. NCBI's taxonomy places the organism in Eukaryota, Viridiplantae, Streptophyta, Magnoliopsida, Malvales, Malvaceae. Gene Ontology annotation, molecular function: small GTPase binding. Gene Ontology annotation, biological process: endoplasmic reticulum to Golgi vesicle-mediated transport; Golgi organization.